This is a messenger RNA of Aspergillus saccharolyticus JOP 1030-1, 2856 nucleotides long. RefSeq lists its product as uncharacterized. The record is from RefSeq and is a predicted model, not a curated record. NCBI's taxonomy places the organism in Eukaryota, Fungi, Ascomycota, Eurotiomycetes, Eurotiales, Aspergillaceae. Gene Ontology annotation, cellular component: endoplasmic reticulum membrane. Gene Ontology annotation, molecular function: alpha-1,2-mannosyltransferase activity. The transcript is spliced from 8 exons. Bases 1 to 2856 code for a protein of 951 amino acids. Gene Ontology annotation, biological process: protein N-linked glycosylation.
AUGGCGCCUACAAGGGAAGUCGAUGCUGCUGCUGCCUUGGCAGGCGCAACGAAUCCUUCGCGGACUAAAAAGAAACCCGCGCCGUCUCCUUUUUACCUACCCUUGAACGUCACCCUCUACUUGUGCCUUAUAUCCAAUGCGCUCGCUGCUUUAUAUGCUCCAAUUCAGGACUGCGAUGAGGUUUUUAACUUCUGGGAGCCGACCCAUUACCUGGGCCAUGGUUAUGGACUCCAAACGUGGGAAUACUCCCCGGUCUAUUCGAUCCGCAGCUGGCUGUAUGUCUCUGCUCAUGCAUUGGUCGGCAAAAUUGGCUCCUUCGCUUUCAGGAACAAAUCCUCCGAGUUUUACGUGAUACGAUUCUUCCUUGCUAUUGUUUGUGCCGCCUGUCAAACACGACUCUACUCCGCCAUCUGCCGCACGCUUAGCCCGCGCAUCGGUCUCGUCUUCCUCAUGGUCAUCCUCUUCAGCCCCGGUAUGUUCCAUGCAUCUGCGGCUUUUCUCCCAUCGAGCUUCACGAUGUACAUGUCUAUGCUCGGAUUGACGGCCUUUCUGGAUUCGAGAGGCGGUCGCAAAACAGCUCAGGGCAUUAUGUGGUUCGGACUCGGCGCAAUUGUCGGUUGGCCAUUUGCUGGUGCUCUUAUAAUCCCCUUGUUGCUGAGGGAGGUGGUCAUUAGUUUCUUUAGCGCAAGUCUACCUAGACUAUGUCGGGGGGUUCUCGAAGGGGCUAUCAGAUGCCUUACGAUUCUGGUCGCCGAAGUCAUGGUUGACCAUGUGUUCUUGCGCAAGCUCGUGAUUGUGCCAUGGAACAUCGUCGCGUACAAUGUCUUUGGCGGAGAGGGCCGAGGGCCUGACAUCUUUGGAACCGAGCCGUGGACAUUCUAUGUCAGGAAUCUGCUGCUAAACUUCAAUAUCUGGUUCGUAUUUGCCAUGGCCGCAGCGCCAUUGCUGGCCCUUCAAGUGGUUCUCCCUUCUCAAACAGCCGACAAACAGACCUUGUUGAGGCGCCUGGCUCUCAUCACUCCCUUCUACAUGUGGUUUGCGAUUUUUACAGCGCAGCCUCACAAAGAAGAGAGGUUCAUGUAUCCGGCGUACCCAUUCCUUGCCCUAAAUGCAUCCAUUUCAGUGCAUAUGGUGCUAUCAUACCUUGGCUCCAGUGACCCCAAAGAAAUGGCUGGUCGCCUUACACCCAAGAUCAAGCUCGCAGCGGUGGUGUCCAUGUUCGUCCUAGCCAUCAGUGCGGGCUUUCUCCGAACGAUGGGGAUGGUCACCGCUUAUAGUGCGCCACUGAAGGUCUUCGAGCCCUUGGAGCAGCCAGGGGUAGCACAACCCGGGGACUUCCUGUGUCUUGGCAAAGAGUGGUAUCGGUUCCCUUCAUCUUUCUUCCUGCCUCAUGGUAUGCAAGCCAAAUUCAUUCGCAGUGAGUUUCGUGGACUGCUUCCUGGCGAGUUUCCUGUUGCCAAGGAUUUGGCUUCUCUCCUGCAAGGCACCUCAACGAUCCCGCCGGGUAUGAAUGAUCGAAACGAGGAAGACCUUGGCAAAUACGUGGAAAUCUCGCAAUGCUCCUUCCUUGUGGAUUCCCACUUCCCAGGCCGAGAAGCAACCGACUUAGAGCCCAACUAUACUCAGGAUGAAAAGGUAUGGGAGAAGCUGGCAUGUCACGACUUCCUUGAUGCCUCCCAGACAGGCCUUCUGGGUCGUCUUACCUGGACUCCGGAUUUGCCGAUAGUGCCGCGAUCUUUGCAGCGUCACUGGGGAGAGUAUUGUCUGCUUCGACGACGCAAUGCCGAUGCAAAGCCGGAGGAGUACACAGUAUGGACGCCUUCGGACUUCAAGAGACCCCCGGCGACACCUUUUGCCGACUGGGAUGUGCACAAGACGAAGCCGAUUCCCUACCGCCCAUUUCGAUACGGGCCCAAGUACUUUGUCACCAUGGGCCUACGCAGUAUGAAAUGGGAUGAAUGGAUCGAGCUGGACAACCACUACCUCCGAUUCCAUGCCGACAAAGCGCUCCGCAUCAAGGAACGAGGCUCGAGAUGCUGCCGCACGCACCCAGACGCAAUGGACGCGGCCAUCGAGCUCCUUGAAGAGCUAGCCAGCUACCUCCCCGAGCGCUACCCCAGCAUGUUCCAGAAGACCGCGACGGGGCUAACCAACACAAUCACGCACGAAACCUUCGACAUUACGCAGCGGCCCCUCCCCGAAGACCCGAUGAUGAUCUGCGCGCGGCUGGUACAAGACGACCUCGCCAUCAUGCUCGAACGGGCCGACGGCGAAUACUACCUCCUGGCGGGCGCGGUGCUUCUGGCAGGAUUCUGGCGACUCGAGGACAAGUACGAGAUGCGGCUAUCGGAGAUCCACACCUCGGGGUCGGUGCCGCAGUACACGGAGAAGCUGGAGCGGGGGAUGAGGAACUUCUUCCGACGGCUGCGGCCGGAGGACCCGGUGGUGCGCAACAACUACUUCAUCCAGGUGGACGAUGCGCUGGCGUGGUCGCACAGCAUCGGGUCCGAGGACGCCGCCGAGGUCUCGUGGAAUACCGCCCAGAAGAACAAGGCGAUCGAGCACCACUUCUUCCGCUCGGAGCGCCAGUCGCUGCGUCGGCUGCCCCGGUCGGGGGGGGUGGUGUUCACCAUCCGCACGUACUUUGAGCCUGUCACGGCUGUCGCGGAAGAGCCUUAUGUGCCGGGCCGCUUGGCGUCGGCGGUGCGCAGCUGGGGCGACGAUGUGUCGCGCUACAAGGGGAAGGAGAAGUAUGAGGAGGUGUUGCUGGAGUUCUUGGAUCGGAAGCAUCAGGAGCAGCUGGCGAAUGGGUUGGAUUUGGAGACGGAGGAGGAGGUUAGGAAGUAUCCUUUCUAG